AUGCAGCCGCAACAAUCAACGAUUCACUCUCUCUGUGUUCGUCUCUCUGUCUCUCUGUCUCUGUCUCUGUCUCUGUGUUCGUCUCCUGUCGCUCUGUCUGUCUCUCUCUCUCUCUCUCUCUCUCUCUCUCUCUCUCUCUCUCUCUCUCUCUCUCUCUGUCUCUCUCUCUCUCUCUGCGAUGGCACACGCACACAUGCACAGACACACGCACACAAGAGGAUCAAACUCGGUGGCGGGUGGGCGGUAGAAGAGGGUGUUGUGAGGAUGGGAAGAGGGAUCAAGGUAGCAGAGAGACGACCAGAGCACACGGCCCUCGGGCAUCGCCGGGGACAAGAACCGCAGCUGACCAGUCAGUCAGACAAGUCCAGAGAGGGCGGAGGCACUCACACGACUCGACGAGUGAGAGAAAACCGCACACAACUCAGGAAGAGCAGAGAUAGCGUCAGAGCGAUGACACAGGCCAGAGAUGUGGCUUUUGGAACCGAUGUCGACAGAGAUGUCUCUGUUUGGUAA
Messenger RNA from Monosiga brevicollis MX1, 513 nucleotides. RefSeq lists its product as uncharacterized. NCBI's taxonomy places the organism in Eukaryota, Choanoflagellata, Craspedida, Salpingoecidae. The record is from RefSeq and is a predicted model, not a curated record. Bases 1 to 513 code for a protein of 170 amino acids. The transcript has a single exon.